AUGCUCAGCCCGAAACUCGUGCUCGGAAUGUGCCUGGCAUCCCUGUCACUUACGCUGUUUUUAGCUGCCCUCGACAUCGUUAUUGUCGUCACUCUGUACGACGUCAUUUCUAAAAAAUUCAAUGCCUAUGGCGACAUCGGCUGGCUGGUCACCGGUUACUCGCUCCCCAACGCACUGUUUACCCUGUUGUGGGGCCGUUUGUCUGCGCUGUUUGGGCUCAAAACCUGUUUGUCGGCGUCCAUUUUGAUUUUUGAAAUUGGCUCGCUCAUCGUUGCACUGGCCAACUCGAUGUCGAUGCUCAUCGGCGGUCGCGUGAUCUCCGGGAUCGGUGGAAGCGGUAUCCAAUCGCUCGUCUUCGUCGUGGGCACCUCGCUUGUCGAAGAUCGUAACCGUGGCCAGGUCAUCACCGUUUUGGGGCUCGCCUUCAUGAUCGCCAACGCAAUCGGUCCCAUCUUGGGCGGUGCUUUCAGCCAGCACGUGUCCUGGCGCUGGUGUUUCUACAUCAACCUACCGGUAGGAGGUCUGGCCUACGCAAUGCUUCAGUUUUUCUACAAUCCCACCAGCACCUCUUCUCUACAAUCGUUCAACUCGAAAUAUACGGCUGCCAAAAAUUAUCGCUAUUCCAACUUACUGACGACGCAGUUCUGGGCCAAACUAGUUCGCAUUUUCAUAUUCAAGCUCGACUUUGUCGGGUUUGCCCUAAGUUCUGCUGGAUUUGUGCUGUUGCUUCUUGGGCUCACGUUCGGGGGUGAGAAAUAUAAGUGGGGGUCCGGCACCAUUAUCGCCUAUCUCGUCGUGGGCCCCAUCUUGCUUCUUUUAUGGCUGCUUUACGAUUUCAUCAUUCUUCCCUACUUUGGCAGAAAUUUACCCGAGUCUGAACGUGCAGAGCCGCUACUGCCCUGGGAGUCUGUUAAGAUGGUCGGCGCUUUGACGGGCACAAUUGCCAAUUUUUUCGUUUGUUUCGGUUACAACAUGCAACUGAUUUACCUCGUCCAGUUCUUCCAAUUAGUUAAAAACCAAUCUCCAACGGGUGCUAGUCUGCAUAUGUGGGCCUUUCUAGUCCCCGCUAUGGUCGUUAUCAUCGCACAGGGAAAUAUCAACAAAAGGUUUGGUAUCAUCAAACCCGUCGCUGUGCUCGGGGUUGCUCUCGGCACCAUUGGUUCCGGUUUGUUGACUAUGCAAAACGGUUCCACCACUUUAGGCCAAACCAUUGGAUAUUGUAUACUCCCCGGUGCCGGUUUUGCCGCCGUGAUGCAGUCCACCAUGCUAAGCGCUCAAGUGCAGGUAGAGAAAACGGAUCCCUGUUUCCGUCAAAAGUUUAUUGAGCUAACGGCAUUGAACACUUUUGCUAAAGCUCUUGGCAUGGCAUUUGGCGGUAUUAUGGCCACGCUCGUAUUUUCAACCACUGUGAAAGAUAAGCUGAUGCAUGCCGAUUUCCCUGUCCCCCAUUUCAGCAACUCGGCAGAGAUGAUUGCCUAUCGCGAGUCGCACUAUGACGGCGCAACCUCACCACUAGCCAAAGUACUCACCACAGGUGUUCAGAACGUUUUUUAUGCUUCCCUGGGUUGUUUUACCAUAAGUUUCCUCUUCAGUGUUAUCAUGUCCAACAAACGCCUGGUAUUGGGGCCCAAGGCAGGCACCGCCAGCUCUGCGACGGAUGUUGAGCACGAUGCAUGCUCCAUUCACGAAUCUGACGGAGAGAAGAAUGUUAUCAGUAUCAUAAAUUCUGGCAGUAGUGCCAAUGAACCAUCUUCAUGUGGAAAAGAGCAGAAGUCCAAGACCUGA
Messenger RNA from Lachancea meyersii CBS 8951, 1785 nucleotides. The record is from the annotation of a GenBank genome assembly. NCBI's taxonomy places the organism in Eukaryota, Fungi, Ascomycota, Saccharomycetes, Saccharomycetales, Saccharomycetaceae.